Messenger RNA from Metschnikowia bicuspidata var. bicuspidata NRRL YB-4993, 1278 nucleotides. RefSeq names its product medium-chain fatty acid ethyl ester synthase/esterase (gene EHT1). Gene Ontology annotation, biological process: medium-chain fatty acid catabolic process; medium-chain fatty acid biosynthetic process. Lineage: Eukaryota; Fungi; Ascomycota; Pichiomycetes; Serinales; Metschnikowiaceae. The record is from RefSeq and is a predicted model, not a curated record. Bases 1 to 1278 code for a protein of 425 amino acids. Gene Ontology annotation, molecular function: acetylesterase activity; monoacylglycerol lipase activity. The transcript has a single exon.
AUGACGAUCAUUGGAUUUUGGAAAUGGGGAUUCCGCUCCUCUUUGAAAGUGCACACCUCUAGUGCCGAGGACUCGCCUAAGAUUGCUCAGUCCACGUCGUAUGCCGACUUCGUUCGGUCCAAACUCCCAAUUUUGGAUCCCUCCAAAAAGCUAUGGUUGAAUCCCCUUCUCUUCAACGGAUCCCUCCAGACGUUGUACUAUGGUAUGCACAACUCUGAAACCGAGUUCCAGGUUUAUUAUGGCAGGGAGAUCUUCAAGUAUCAGGACCAAGGUGUAUGUUCUUUUGACUGGGUCAUCGAUCGGCCGGAGUCCGAGAAGGAGUUCCGGAAGCUCUACGAGGAAACUAUCCCCGAGAGCUCGCCAAAACUUCACCCUAGAACUAGAUUUUUCACCCCGGAGGAAUUGGAGAAACAAGUGCAAAGAAACCAAGCCGCAGACCAGAGACCCAUAUGUGUGGUUUUCCAUGGUUUGGCUGGCGGGUCUCACGAGCCCUUGAUCCGGAACUUGGCGCAAGACUUGAAGCAGUUGCCAGAAAGCCCAUGGGAUCUUGUUGUUGUCAACUCACGGGGUUGCUGCAGAACCAAAAUCACUACGGGAAAGCUCUAUUCUGGACUCUCCCACGAAGACGUCAGAGAAGCGCUUGUUGAGUUGAAGGAAAGAUACCCCAACCGCCCGUUGUACACAGUCGGCUUUUCGUUUGGUGCUGUCCUCGUGGCAAACUACUUGGCCUUUGCUGGCGAAGCUGCCCAAAAAUUGGUGAAAGCUGCCGUGUUGAUCGGAUGCCCGUGGGAUAUGCUGGAAAGCGCCAAGCACGUGAGCAGCUCGUUGACGGGAAAGUUCAUGCUCAACCCCAGUCUCACCACGUUCUUGAACAAACUCAUCAAAAGCAACUCCAAAGAGUUGAAAGAGCAUUUGCCCGAAAUCUUCAAUGACAGCAGCAUCAAGAAGGGCAAAUUGGCGAAAAAGACACACGAAUGGGACGACAUAUUCACGUGCAAGACGGUUGGUCUUGAGAGCUCUUGGGACUACUAUAAAGAGGCGUCGCCGCUUCAAAGAGUCGGGGACAUCCGCGUCCCCACCCUAUCCUUAAAUGCCACAGACGAUCCUACUGUAUCCACCGACAUUGACUUUGAUCGGUUGGUGCGGAAAAACCCGUGCCUUGCGAUGGUGGAGAGUGAUCUUGGAGGUCACUUGGGCUGGGUGAAGCCUUCGGGCGAGUUUUGGUGUGUGGAGGUUGUUUGCCAGUUCAUAGACCGCUUCAAUGCCGAAGCUAGUUGA